Messenger RNA from Arthroderma uncinatum, 948 nucleotides. RefSeq lists its product as uncharacterized. The record is from RefSeq and is a predicted model, not a curated record. NCBI's taxonomy places the organism in Eukaryota, Fungi, Ascomycota, Eurotiomycetes, Onygenales, Arthrodermataceae. The coding region runs from base 1 to 948 and encodes 315 amino acids. The transcript has 8 exons. Gene Ontology annotation, molecular function: peptidyl-prolyl cis-trans isomerase activity.
AUGAGCGUCACCAAGGUCACUAUUGAAAGGGGCAGCGGUGAUUUCCCUACUGAAAACGACAAGGUGAAGGUCGCAUAUACUUGCUACCUUAAAGAUGAUGAAAAACCAGGAGACUAUUUUAAAGGAAAGCAGAUUGUUCUCCCAGGACAGUCGGGCGAUCUCACAUUUCGCAUUGGAAAUAAAGAGGUUGUUCCUGGGUUUGAAGAGGGGGUAUCGCGUAUGAAACUUGAUGAGCGGUGCAUCUUGACUAUUCCUAGUGAGCGCGCAUAUGGUGAAAAGGGAUUCCCCGGGUGUAUACCACCCAACGCGGCUCUAGUUUGUGAAAUCCGCCUUUGGCAGAUCGAUAAAUCGCCAGCUACAGUCUAUAGCUGCACGUAUUGCCGUAAGCCCUUCGAUGCUAAGGAUGACUGGAGUCGCCCCGAGUUUGCCCACCUAGAUGAGGAUGAUAAUAUCGGCGAGAGAUGGCGGUGCCCCGAACCCAACGAAGCCGGUGGAGACUGCGCCAAGAAACUUCGUUCGAUGCACCUUUUUGAACAGCAUCGCCGGGAUGAGCACGGUAUGGCCGAUACCCCGGGGGAAUGCCGCGUGGAAAACUUUACGGGGGGCGACUACCACACUCGCUAUUGGUGUGGCUUCUGCAAAAAGCUUGUUUCCAAUACCACGGAGGGUUUCGAAGCUAUAUCAGAAAGAAAUACUCAUGUCGCGCGUCACUUUGAGAAUGGGAGUACGAUCAAAGAACGGUUCUGGAACCUUUCGCACGUGAUCGCGCACGACGGUGCUUUCCUCACGACGCUUUUGAAUAUCCCUGGCCUCGAAUCUUCUAUACCCGCUCGUUCCAUCAUCUCUCUUGGCCAUGGAACCUGGAACCUGCGAGAAGUGCCUAAACCGCAGGACGGACCCUCUGCAUCUAUUGCUGCAAGGUAUGAUUUCUACGUGCAUGUUGGGUGA